GUGGCAUUUUUUUUUUUAUUAUUCUUAUUAUUUGACUAUAAUUUCGCUGAUAUCAUGAUUUUUCUUAAACGAAAAGAAUCUCCACAGUCCUUGAUGAAGAUAGGGUUUUGCUUAAAAGUUUCAAUCAAAGCGAUGAUAGAUUAUAAUAUGUAAUCAAAUAUCUACAAACCAUUUUAAGUUGUGAUGCCACAUAUAUUCAAAACCAAAACUUUUUAAGUUGGCAAGAUUUGCCUUUUGACAUUAAAAGUAUGUAUGAUCAUUUAUAGUAUAUAUUAUAAUGAACCAUAUUUUUGUCACAUAUAUAGUUUUUCAUCAUAUAUCUAAGUCUAACAGAACUUUUUCAAGCCUCACGAAAAUGAAUAAGCAGUACUCAAACUAACCCUAACAAAUGAUUAAAUUAAAAAAAAAAAAAAAAAAACUUUCACCGAACUAGUAGAUCUACCUAACCAAGCUUUUGCUUAAUACAAAAACCACAGCAGCUCUUAUGUCUUCAUCAAGCUUCUAACCGUACGUUAGAUCCAUGUCAUCACUAUUAUUCCUUGAUGUUUAAGCAUAUAUAUAUAAUACGUACAUACUACCACAUCAUAUCUCAAUUGCUACUUUUUCAACGCUCAUAUCAUCAUCUCACAUCUCUAUAUCCCUUUUUGAUCUGCAAACCGAUCAUUUACUCCUUAGUAGUCUAUAAUAUAUCUUCAACAAAUAUCUUAUAUACAGUCUCGUUAAUUUCCCUAGCUAGCUAGAAACACCCAUAAUAUCAAAAUCCAGUUUUUGAUUGUUAUAUAUCUGUUUUUCCUUUUCUUCAUCAUCAUAAAAGCAUGAGAACGAAAGCUCAUCAAUCACUCAACCUCAAGUUUCUCCUUGUCGGAGUUUUCCUAGGCUUUUUGCUUCUCUUCUUCUUAAGAUCAAACUUAUCGUUAGAUUCCAAAGAACCCACAAAUGAUAACAACGCUAGGCGCAGUAGUAGUAGCAAAUGCCCUCCUCAUGAUGAUACUCAAACAUGCACAAAAAUACCACCUUCUUUAGCCCAAACCCUAAUCCACUACACAACCUCCACCAUCACUCCACAACAAACACUGAGAGAAAUAUCCGUCUCGGCGAGAGUUCUUGAGAAGAAGUCUCCAUGCAACUUCCUCGUCUUCGGGCUAGGGCACGACAGCCUCAUGUGGAGCGCCCUCAACUACGGAGGGCGCACGGUUUUCCUCGAAGAGGACGAGGCGUGGAUCGAGCAAAUCCGACGCCGCUUCCCAACGCUGGAAUCGUACCAUGUGACGUACGAGAGCAAGGUGCAUGAGGCUGACAACCUGAUGGACGUGGGGAAGGGGCCGGAGUGUACGGCGGUCAGCGAUCCCAAAUUCUCUAUGUGCCAGCUAGCCCUUAAGGGGUUGCCGAGCUUAGUGUACGAGACGAAGUGGGAUGUGAUCAUGGUUGAUGCUCCAACUGGGUACUAUGAUGAGGCACCUGGAAGAAUGACUGCCAUUUACACAGCUGGGAUGAUGGCCAGGAACAGAGAAGAAGGAGAGACCGAUGUGUUUGUUCAUGAUGUGAAUAGGGUUGUGGAAGAUAAGUUCUCCAUGGCUUUUCUAUGUGAGGGUUAUAUGAAGAAGCAAGAGGGAAGGUUGAGGCACUUCAAUAUUCCUAGCCACAGAGAUGGUUCCGACAGGCCAUUUUGCCCAACACUACUAGACUAAUAAUUUUUUCUUUUUUUAACUUUUCUUAUUAAUUGUUUGUUUGUUUUUGUUGUCUAUAUAUAUAUAUAUAUAUAUAUAAUUAAAUAUAUAUAUCCCCAGCUGAGAUGAUCAUCAUUUUGUAGUAUAAGGUACAAAACAGCUGAGUUUCCAAUUAUUUUUUUUGUUUUUCAUAAAUAAAAUGGGGUUUCAUCGU
Molecule: messenger RNA, 1881 nt
Organism: Cannabis sativa
Lineage: Eukaryota; Viridiplantae; Streptophyta; Magnoliopsida; Rosales; Cannabaceae
Product: glucuronoxylan 4-O-methyltransferase 1
Exons: 1
Coding region: 816-1688 (290 amino acids)
Biological process (GO): xylan biosynthetic process
Source: RefSeq, a predicted model, not a curated record